AUGCUGAAGUUCGGUGUUGCCGUUUUGAUUUAUGUGGUGGUGGUUGUGGGUGUUUUAGACAACCUGUGGAAUUUCAGUCAUUCCAGGAAUACUAGUGUUGUGAUGGUUGGUUAUGCAGGUAAUGGUGUCAAGAUAGCUGGUGAUCACCAUUUGUUAAAGAGCUUAGUUUACUCCAAAGUCAAUGGAGGAAUAUCGUUGUCAAAAGGAGGCAAAAAAACGAACAUUUGA
Messenger RNA from Adineta ricciae, 228 nucleotides. Lineage: Eukaryota; Metazoa; Rotifera; Eurotatoria; Adinetida; Adinetidae. The record is from the annotation of a GenBank genome assembly.